Periophthalmus magnuspinnatus is the source of this 1441-nucleotide messenger RNA. RefSeq names its product parathyroid hormone-like hormone a (gene pthlha). The transcript is spliced from 3 exons. Gene Ontology annotation, molecular function: hormone activity; peptide hormone receptor binding. The record is from RefSeq and is a predicted model, not a curated record. Bases 113 to 727 code for a protein of 204 amino acids. Lineage: Eukaryota; Metazoa; Chordata; Actinopteri; Gobiiformes; Gobiidae. Gene Ontology annotation, cellular component: extracellular region. Gene Ontology annotation, biological process: adenylate cyclase-activating G protein-coupled receptor signaling pathway; regulation of chondrocyte differentiation; osteoblast development.
CAGGAGAAGAUCUGUCUCCCUCUGAAAGAAGUGACAACAAAAGAGGACGUCAUAUUUUAAACUUCACAAGCUUUGUCAUCUCAGACAUCCGACCUGCAGAAACUCCUUCAAGAUGCUGUUCUCCAGGAGAGACCUACAGCAGUGGUGUUUUGCUCUCUUCUUACUCUGCUCCCCAGUGCCACAUUACGGGCGACCCAUUGAUGCACUGAGCAACAGAAUAAAACGCUCUGUGACACAUGCCCAGCUGAUGCACGACAAAGGACGCGCGCUGCAAGACUUUAAAAGACGACUGUGGCUACAGGAACUUCUGGACGUGGUCCACACGGCCGAGAUCCGUGACUUACCCAUUCGGACAACCAGCAGUGGGGGCAGUACUAGCGGCGCUGGCGGGGCUCUGCCUGGAGCAAGUCUGGACAUGAACCUGAGCACCACAGGCAGCACGCUGCACUCCAAACCCCCCGGAGGAACCAAGAACCUGCCCAUCAGCUUCAGGCUGGAGGAGGAGGAGGGCACCAACCUGCCACAAGAGACCAACAAGUCACAAACAUACAAAGAUGGAGGUCUCAAGGUCAAAAAGAAGAAGAAAGGCAGAUCUGGGAAAAGGCGGGAAGGGGAGAAAAGAAAGAGGCGAGCGCGCUCACUCGGUUUGGAUUUGCGUGAGGACCAGGGCAGCGGACUCCACGUAGAGUGGAGGUCUCUGCUAGGCCUGCAGAGGGCGCUGCAUUAAAACGCUGUCAGACUCUGACGAAGGUGAAUAUUAUCAUAGACUAUAGACUUUUGUGAUGCUGUAUUAUAAAAGGUAACCCCUGCUACCAUUUGUAUUAUAUUUUGUGUGUGUACCUGUUUCAGAAAACAGCAGGUAAUCGGUGGGGCAGACUCCUGAACUCAUCUUACAGUCAUCUGUAAUAGUGAUUGUUUGGAAGAAAUAGGAAAAUAUUUAUUAUUUGUAAAUAUUUGAGAAAAUAGCCGAAUGGAUAACGGAAAAUAAUCCAAAGUUACAUUAUCUGUGGGGCAGCAGAUUUUAACCUCUGUGAAACCCCACUUUUUCUUUUUUUUUUUAAUUCCAUGUCAGAUUUUUUACAAUAAUUUAUUUUGUCUGAAUGGUGUAUUUAUUUUGUAAAUGUAUCGAGGUGCUGCUGACCUUCUAUAUUUUUGUACCAUAAUGCACUUUAGAUAUAAUAUAAAUAUAUAUACCAUUAAUUUGUUUAAAUGAAGAAAUGAUGAUGGCUUAGUCUGUGUUGUUGUCAUUUGUCUCCACACUUUUAUCUGUUUUUUGUUUCUUUGCUGCUGUGUUUCCUGGAUGUGUCCUUAAUUCUUUAUGUUUGUAUGUUACCUCUGGUGUCUCUACAAUCAGCUGUAGCCUACUUUCAAAGCCAAAGUUCACAUGUGUACAUAAUGUGUUAUUGAUGGUUCAAAAUAGUUGUUUUUGCCACUUGCACUG